Messenger RNA from Lolium rigidum, 603 nucleotides. RefSeq lists its product as uncharacterized. Bases 1 to 588 code for a protein of 195 amino acids. Lineage: Eukaryota; Viridiplantae; Streptophyta; Magnoliopsida; Poales; Poaceae. The transcript has a single exon. The record is from RefSeq and is a predicted model, not a curated record.
AUGGCCGGUGAGGAGGGUUCGUUCAAGCGGCGAAUCACAAGAAGCAUGACGGCGAUGGCCAAGGAAGUGUUUCCCGCCGGCGAGGAGCGUGCGCUAAAGCAGUGCCAGCACGGUCCGAUGCUCAAGUCUUGUGGCACCAAAAGGAAGGCUCCAAUUAAGGUAUGCAACUACAAGAGGAAAGCGGCCGGCGGGAUCCAUUUGUAUCAGGGAUCUGGAAAGAAGCUGCGGCGGCUGCCGCAGGAGGAGGUCGAUUGGAUCCUUGCUGAUAGGGCCAAUGAAGAUCGUGCCCCUGCCGAGGUCAAGGCCCUGAGACGCCUACAUCGUGGCCUGUGGCCUUCGCUGGAGGAGGAGGAGAAGACCGACGGUUACGGCCCUCGCGCCUACAUCGAAACCGAAGAGGAAUUCUGCAGAUUCCAGGCCUGGGUCCGCCGCGAGUACGACCAGCAUGGCUACGUUGAGGUUGAUACCAAGCUCCUCGCUGCCAGGGCCAAGGUCCGAUCGUGCAGCGACCAAGCACGGCAGAAGGAACUAGCAAAAUUCGACUUCAACGGCCACGAAGAUCUCAAGCGAUUCUUUGCCCCACUUUAGUCGUCCUACAUCUGG